GACGAGAUAUUAUUAGAGAUCGUCAACCCUAGGCAAAUUUUCGGCGGUAUAAAAAGGGCCUGGAUGGCCAGGAGGACGUGAAUUCCCGUAAGAAUGUCGGUCUUUAAUAGUAUCUUGUCGGUGGACUGAUCAAUGAUCAACGACGUCAGAUCCAAACCAUAUUAUCGUUGGUCAUCGUUGCACGUGCCAAUCAGUGCCAACGUGCACGCCUUGUUUGAAAUUCGUGGCGGUGAGAAGUGAGGUUAAAAAUCUAUUAAUUUGGGACACCAGGAAAUUCGAAGGGACUAUCAUGGAAAUCGAGUCUACGAAGAAGAAUCGUCUUAAAACGAAAUCGAAAGAUAAAGCUAUGAGCACGAAUAAGGACCAUAAGGAUGAAACUCAGAUACAAAUACGUUUUAUAACUAAGCAGCAGCAAUUUGCGGUACCAGAUUAUCCCUUAUCGGUCCAUAGCUCGAUAAUCACCGACGAAUUAAACACCCUGAUAAAUGAACUUCUGAGGGAGUCGAAUAAUAUCCAAGAGCAAGUGGAGUUUGAUUUCCUGAUAUGUUCCCAGUUUUUACGUAACUCUUUGAUAGAACACAUCACUGAUAGAGAAAUUUCUACAGAGGAUGUGAUAGAUGUAGAGUAUGUGGAAAAGCAUCCUUCACCAGAGCCAAAGGAUUGCCUAAUACAUGAUGAUUGGGUAUCAGCUGUUGCUGUUUGUGGAAAAUGGAUCCUAACUGGUUCUUAUGACAAUAUGUUACACAUUUGGACAUUGAAAGGCAAGCAUCAUCUUGUGAUUCCUGGACAUGUAUCUCCUGUCAGGGCAGUAGCUUGGAUAUCUUUCAAUGACGAUAAUGCUUCCUUCGUUAGCGCAUCAAUGGACCAGACAUGUAUGAUAUGGAAUUGGGAUAUAACGAAGAAUUCUGUGGAAUGUGUAUAUAUCUGCAAAGGACACAGAAGAAGUAUUGAAGCAGUCAGCAUUAAUUACGAUAAAACGUUAAUGGCAACUGGUGCUUGGGAUAAUAUGCUAUAUAUUUGGUCAACAUCUACACAUGAGGAUGACAAUGAUGGAGAAUCCGCGUCGAAAAGAGCAAGAUCGGAAUAUGCGAAUAAAACGAAGACGCCGAAAUGCGCGAUGAAAGGACACAAGCAAGCGAUCAGCGGGAUCGUGUGGUCUGACAAAACGGAAAUCAUUACAGGUUCAUGGGAUCACACUAUAAAAACUUGGGAUACCGAAUUAAACGGCAUUAAACAAGAAAUAUAUGGUGACAAGUGUUUCUUUGACAUUGAUUAUUCACCAUUGUCGCGUGUCGUGAUAGCAGGAUCAGCCGACCAACAUGUGAGACUGUAUGAUCCGAGGUCUACAGAAGGUACAAUUGUGAAAGCUAGAUUUACUUCUCACACGCAAUGGGUGACGUCAGUACGCUGGUCGACCAUAGACGAACAUCUAUUUAUUUCAGGAGCAUAUGACAAUAUCGUUAAGCUCUGGGACACGAGAAGCCCCAAGGCACCGCUGUUUGAUCUCCUAGGACACGAAGACAAAGUCCUCAGCUGCGAUUGGUCCAAUCCUAAAUUGAUAAUGUCCGGUGGUGCAGACAAUACACUGAGGAUAUUCAAAUCCAACCACGUAGAACGUUAAUUACAAAUAUGUGGAUUACAAAAAUAGAAUUUGUUAUAAAAUAUUGUUCGCUAAACAAAACAAUCUUUUCCCGUUUCAUAAGAUAAAUUUGUCAUAUUGAUAGUUAAUAAAAUUUAAAUUAGAAAAUUAACAAAAAUAGAUUAUUAUGCAAAAGGCGUCUCAAUCACUUUUUGCGAUGACAUGAUAAUUUUUAUCCUUCACGUUUGAGAAUCUUUUUUUUUACACUAAAUGAUGUGUUUUUUUAUAUCAUUGGAAAUAAAAAUAUAUUGACGAGUCCAUCGAGAAAUCGACUUUAUAUUCAAUCAUAUAAUAUCGUAUGUGAAGAAUGUAAAGCCCUGAUCGAUGGUACGAAUAUAACAAUCCAUUUCUUGUAAUAAUAAAAAAAAUAAAAUUGGAAAUAUUAACAGAUUAAUACUAAAGAAUCUUAACGAAAACGUGCUUCUUUUUUUCUCGAAUUAAUAGCUGCUCUCUCCUUUCCUCUCUUCCUGAAUUUCUUUCUUCAAGAAUUAUGUACGCCAGAUGGGUGAAGUAAGAGUCGUGUCGCUCGGCAUAAAUCCCCAAAAACAGAUCGUUUAUUGAUCAAAAAUAAGGGAUGAUAAUCGUGACGAAUCCGGGAACUCGCUCUUCCCGCGCUUCGCGAAUUAUUUAAUUAUUUACCAAACCGUUUCUUCAUUACUCGUAAGUAAUUCUAAAAAGACCACCGAUUCAAGUGCACGCCCCUAUAGUAGAGACAUACAUAGGGUGUUAUGCGGUAAUAAUACAGGAGCAGCGGAGAGCUUGCAUGCUCUCCGCAAUAGCGCACGCACAUUUUUUCCCUCUUUUUUUCUUUCUGUACAACUGUGUGUUUUUUGUAUGUGUGUAUGUCUGUAUGUAUUCCUUAUAAGCGUGUGCUGUGUGUAAAAUAGGUAGAUGACGGUUCUUCGAGAGUACACGUUAUCUUCUUUUUUUUCUUCUUCGAAGUUACGCACACACCUACGUACACACAUGCGCACACUCUCUUCCUCUCAUUCGUACACUUUCGUCGGCCCCUCUCUUUUCUAUCUCUCUCUCUUUCUCGUCGCACGAUUGUUUUUUUAAUCCUUUUUCCUUUUUUUUUCUUUUUUUUUUCCAUUUGUGUUUGCCUGUUUAUUUCUCGAAGAUCCUAUCUAAAAAAACCCCCACAUUACUAUCUUUCUCUCGUUUUCUCUCUCUCUCUCUCUCUCUCUCUCUCGUUCUCUCUCUCGCUCUCUCACACACAAAGACUAGCGUUUUUUUUAAACGAUCCAAAAUAAACUAAGGGCACUUUUUAGUGGCUUAUGCCCCUUGUGUCGUCAACGUCACGUGUGUUGCGUUCCUUAUUUUUUUUUCUUUACGUUCCUCUUAUCUCGAGCUUUUUCAUUCAUUUUUUUUUAAUUUUUUAAAUUUACUUUAUUCAUGAAAAAUCUAAUUCUGACUUGUUUCUUGUGUUAAACUUUGUUUUAUUACAGCACCUAUUCGACUUCCUAAGAGUCUCCCUAGAUCUCUUAACUAACUAUGACACAACUUGCCUUAACGUCUAAAAAUUUUUUCUUCACAUUACAUACUAAACGCCUUCUUUUCACCUCUGCCUUAAAAAGUACUCUCGAAAUUCUACAAAUUGAUCCUCGCGCGCGGAUUUAAAAAGAGACCUCAGCGUCCGACGACAUCGUUCCCCCUUGUUUCUUUUGCUCUUAUCUCUUUCUCUCUCGUUGAUCUUGGAAAGAUAAGCAAUACGCACGGGGUACGUGUCUCUCGUUCCGUCGUAGAAUUAUAUUACAAAUUCCGCUUCCUUCGUCGGUUCGUUUGCCGUCGAACACGAAGGACGAGCAGAGUACAAAUGCAAAAAGAAAGGAGGGACGGGGAGGGCACGGAGAUGCAUCGGAGGAGGAAGAGAAGGAAGUGGUGGAGGAAGAAACUCAAGAUGUCUCGAGUAAUUACUGCUAAGUCGCUUAACAAACACGUGUAAAACAAUGACUUAAAAACUUGGAAAGCUAAGGACUGUACAAGUCGAAGUACAAGACGAUGAUCUAGUGUCACCUCGGACCUCGUUUUAUCGCUUUAUCGCUAAUUCACUCUUUCUCUCUUUCUCUCUAUCUCAUACAUGCUAACAUACAUAUUCGUUUUCAUUCUCUUAAGCCGAUUUCGACUAACGUUAUUUUAUUCUUAAAAACAUUCUAUAUUUUUUACGCCUCGCUUCUCGUUCAAUCAGUUUUUCGCUCCCUCUCUCGUCUCCUUUUCUACAAUCAGCCUAUCAACUACAAUACGCCUAAUCUAAAGAGUGUCUACGCGCGAAAAACUCUAGAGAAAGCUUUACGGAAAGCAGCAUUGUCUGCAACGGCAAGAACCGUUUUCCUGCCUGAAACUUGUUGGCGGCCGGGCUGCGAAGGCUCGACAGUUCUCGCGGUGAAAAGUUCUUAGUUGUUAGAGGCAAAGAAUCGUAUAGGAAAAAAAA
Messenger RNA from Acromyrmex echinatior (Panamanian leafcutter ant), 4070 nucleotides. Its product is annotated as ribosome biogenesis protein WDR12 homolog. The record is from RefSeq and is a predicted model, not a curated record. NCBI's taxonomy places the organism in Eukaryota, Metazoa, Arthropoda, Insecta, Hymenoptera, Formicidae. Gene Ontology annotation, biological process: ribosome biogenesis. Gene Ontology annotation, molecular function: protein binding.